This is a messenger RNA of Juglans microcarpa x Juglans regia, 1407 nucleotides long. Its product is annotated as protein FAR1-RELATED SEQUENCE 5-like. The record is from RefSeq and is a predicted model, not a curated record. Lineage: Eukaryota; Viridiplantae; Streptophyta; Magnoliopsida; Fagales; Juglandaceae. The transcript has 4 exons. The coding region runs from base 1 to 1407 and encodes 468 amino acids.
AUGGAUACCCCAAAUGUGAGAGAUGAUGAGGUAGUGAUUGAUAAUCAUGUUGUAUUGCUUGGGAAUGAUGAUGAUGAUGUGGUUUUAGAGCCAACGCCGGGAAAUGAUGAUGAUGGGGUGUCAGGAAACGAUGAUGAUGGGGUUUCAGAUCCAACAUCGGGAAAUGAUGAUGAUGGGGUUUCAGAACCAACACCAGGAAAUGAUGAUGAUGUGGUUUCAAAACCAACGCCGGGGAUAUGUAAUCGAGCAAUUGAUGAUUCUGUGAAGAGGCAGUUAGAUAUUAACGACAAGGCUGGCAUAGGUAUGGCCAAAAGUUUUAAUGCAUUGGUUGUCGAGGCUGGUGGUUUUGAGAAACUUCCAUUUAUUGAAAAAGAUGCAAGGAAUUAUAUAGACAAGGCUCGACACCUUAUACUUGGCAAAGAAGGUGCUGAUGCACUUCGUGGUUAUUUUGAGAGGAUGCAGUAUAAGAAUGAUAGGUUUUACUCAUCGAUGGAUUUGGAUGAUGAGGGUCGAUUAAAAAAUGUCUUUUGGGCCGAUGCAUGCAGCAGAGCAACAUAUGAUUAUUUUGGAGAUGUUGUGACAUUUGAUACAACAUACCUAACAAAAAGAUAUGGCAUGCCAUUUGCUCCGUUUGUUGGUGUUAACCAUCAUGGACAGUCAAUACUUUUGGGAGCAGGUUUGAUAUCAAGUGAAAAUACUGAAACAUUUGUUUGGUUAUUUGACACUUGGUUGAAAUGUAUGGAUGAUAGGGCACCAAAAGCUAUCAUCACUGAUCAAGAUAGGGCCAUGAAAAAUGCUAUUGCAAUAGUCUUUCCAAAUACCCGGCAUAGAUACUAUUUGUGGCACAUAAUGAGAAAACUACCAGAGAAGUUGGGCUCACAUGCUGAAUUUAAGUGUGGGUUGAAAAGUGCAUUGCAGAAAUGUGUUUAUGAUUCUCAAACUUAUGACGAGUUCGAGAAGUCUUGGGAGGUGUUUAUUGACACUUACAAUUUGAAGGAAAAUACAUGGUUUCAAAGUCUCUAUAGUGAGCGAAUGUAUUGGGUUCCCAUAUACCUGAAAAAUACAUUUUGGGCUGGGAUGAGCACAACUCAGAGGAGUGAGAGUAUGAAUGUCUUUUUUGCAAGCACUCAUGCUUCCAUUGAUGCCGAAACUGAAAGUUCGAAGAAAGUGUUGAGCCCUCGUGUUGUCAGAGGCAAGGGCAGGCCCCCAUCAAAGAGGAGACAACCUACAAUAGAGAUGUUCCAAACCAAAAAUAAAAAGGCUGGUGGCAAGCGACAAAGAAAGAAUCCCCCAUCACGGAUGGAAGACGUAUUAAACCCCACAGAAUCGGUAAUACUGCACGACACACCAGAAGCUGUUGUUUCGCAGUUGCCUGGUGAACUUCGCAUGUCCUGGUCCUCUCGAUGA